AUGGAACCGGGCGCGCCGCCAGAGCCCGACUCCAGGAACAGCUUGCGACACAUCCUCGCCGCAGACCCCAGCAUGGACGACACAGGGCCCUCGCCGUCGCUGGCCAACACCCCCGGGCCCGAUGACAGCGAGACGGCAGCGCAGUCGCAGGACGGCUCCAAGACAGCCACGGACCCAGAGGCCCCGCCGCACUACACAGCGACGACGACGACGACGCGCCGCAAUGCGAACGGCAGCGUGUCCUCGGUCUACAGCGGCAACAAGAUCAAGCAUCUGAAGAAGGACGACGGCAUCCCCCUGUGGCGCAAGGACAUCCAGUACGACUUCCUCAAGCUGGUCUUCGAAGACGACACGCCCGCCUUCACCAAGCAGUCGGACAAGACGGGCGGCCACACGUUUGCCGACAUCUACCUCGAUGCCAUGGCCAAGAGCAGCAAGUGCAGCAAGAUCCUCAAGGACAAGCUGCUGACAGAGCGCCCGGCCGCCAUCAACAUGGCCAUGGUGUGCCUGCUGGUCAACGUGGGGCGCAUGAACACCACCCUCAACUUCUUCCCCGAGAUGCGCGCACAGCUGCGCACCUACCACUCGAUCCCCUCCCUCCAAGCCCACCAAGACCCAAACGCCUACAAGCAGCUGCAGGAUGCGCCGCGAUUGAAGUCGAUCCUCAAAGGCGCCACCGAGGACCAGGAGCAGCCCAGCACCAUUGACGAGAUCAUGUCGGCGCCCGUGCCGCGAACCAACCCCGUCAACCUGAUCUUCGUCCUUUCCCAAUACGCGCCCAAGAUCUCAGAACUGCACUUCUUCCCCCCACGCGAUUUCUUUGAUCUCGUCAUGCGAUCCAAUCUCAGCAGCAGAAGCAGAGCCACCGCCUUCCUGUGGCUCAUGUGGUGGUACCUGGAGAGCGACUUCUCCAAGAAAGCUGCAGACGAGAAUCCCUUUGGGCCCGGACAAUACGGUCCAGCCGACGAUCCAGCCACGGCCGACUUCCCGAUCAAGUGCCCCGCAUUUGAUUUUCUGACUCCUGAGCAGGAAACGGCAGAGAACGUCGAUACCACGGACGAGAAGAACUUUGGCGAGAUCAAGCGCAAGGAAAGAAUAGCCAUCCUGGCGAGUGACAUGGCUCCUGUCGUAACAGGACCAAAGCGCACAAACAAGAAGGUGUUCAAUCAGAACCCUGUGUUCUCCGUGGUUGCGGACGACGGCGCCUCGACACCUGGCAGAGACCGGCAAUCCACACCAAACGGGUCUGUCAAAGGUCGUGGGAAAAUAGGAAAGGCGGCCUUGGAGCGAGACUACCCUUCAGAUACCGACAGGACACGCUCAGCAUCACCGCCUGCAAAAGCUACACCAAACAUGCGAAUCAACACGCUCCUCAACGACGAUGCACCCAUGUCCACCCCGGCUCCGAGCAAAGGUACUAGCCGUGGCAACUGGUCCCGUAGCAAACCUGGCACUGGAGGGCCACGCAGCUUUCGCUCGAAGCUCGAUGCAAACGCUUCCCAGGAUGGCCAAUCACCUUCUGGCAACGCACCUACCUUCUCUGGGCCUCACGGCUUCUAUUUGCCUCUGAACGGCUCAGAUCCAGCACACAAGCGCACGCGACCCCUGACACAACACCAAUUAGCUGUCGAACAGUACCGCCGGCGACGUGUCGAUGUGAUUCUCGACCGUGGGCUGCGUGUCGAAUACAAGGCUGCUGCGAGGCGUCGACGCAAAGCUAAUCCUUUCAUGCGCUCCUGGAUCCGCUGUAAGGGCAUGGCGGAUGGCUACGACACCGACGAAGAGAGCCCCACCCCAGGUCAGCACCCUCAGGACAUGGAAGUGGGUACGAAGACACCCCCACCCAUGCCUGCUGGUCUUGUACCCUUGGACUUUGGCGGCGAAGUCAACGAUCACGGCGAGGAAAGCUACUACCGUGCCAAGAUGCUGGGUAGAGCUCUGCGCCGCCUUGAUCGCUGGGAGAACGGCAAGAGCGGGAGCAACUCCAGGACAAGGGGUCAGCGAUACGCGGAAGAGAUGGAGGACAGAAGCGACGACGACGAUGAAGAUAUGGCUGACGUUGAAGAGAUGGAGCGGAGAGAGGACAUGGACUCGGACGACGAAGAUGAGGACAUGGAGAGGUACGACACAAGCACGCUACCACCGUUAUCGAGAGUGGGUGUCUGA
Ascochyta rabiei is the source of this 2166-nucleotide messenger RNA. RefSeq names its product RNA helicase. The transcript has 4 exons. Gene Ontology annotation, cellular component: Ino80 complex. NCBI's taxonomy places the organism in Eukaryota, Fungi, Ascomycota, Dothideomycetes, Pleosporales, Didymellaceae. The record is from RefSeq and is a predicted model, not a curated record. The coding region runs from base 1 to 2166 and encodes 721 amino acids.